Molecule: messenger RNA, 2763 nt
Organism: Seminavis robusta
Lineage: Eukaryota; Bacillariophyta; Bacillariophyceae; Naviculales; Naviculaceae
Source: the annotation of a GenBank genome assembly
AGUACAACCGUACAGUAGUUUGUUACCUUGGAAAAGAGGGUAACAAAGUCUUGAAAACUGGAAAUUCACGAGAGGGGGUGGUAGAUUGGAAUGGUAACUCUCGGACAAAUGCCACACGAGAGGAAUUGAUCAUUGAGAUAGUAAUAACAAUGGAGGACUCUUUAGGAGGGGACAAGGAAGACAAAGAAUUCAAUUUGAUGGAUGUGGUAGCAGCCCGAAUUCAAAGCAGUACUAGUAGUACGAAUGUUGACCGUGUUAUUGACAAUGGUAAUGACUGUCACAAGGAAGAGGAGCGAGAGAUCAUGGAAGACUGCGCUGAAGAAGAUGAUGUAAGAUUCCUUUUGAAACUCGUGCACGAGAGACAGCAUCAACACCGACAGCACGAUGACAGUGAAAUUACCACAGAAGGUAUCCCUGGUGCCUAUGCGGCCUCACCCGGGGCUGGAUCACAACGCCGGAGCCACGGUUCCUUGACAUCAUCAACCAACACCGCAGACAACUUGGAACGUCAGAUCCAACGUGAACACGUUUCGGUGGAAUUUGAUUCUGAGACGAUGGAACCAACUACUUCUGUUACUAGGACCGAAGAUUACAAGUUGGUGUCACCACUCUCAGAAGCUGCCACUCAUGAAUCACCACCUCACAAGGACGUUACCUUACCCAAUCGAAUGCAAUGGGAAGGAGGAUGCGAUGAAGAACAAGACAUUCCGCAGCCUGUGGGUCUACGACGAGAACAAGGACUUGGCCCAGCCGGUAUCAGUCGUCCAGGCGCCUUUCCCUGCUAUAGUACUCGGACGAUUGAUGCCACUACAGAGACACAAACACAAGAAGAUAGUGUUAUGGAACCAGUAGUAAACUCGACACUUGGCAACGAAAUUGCUCCUGCGGAAAACUACCAUGACAGUGGUUUGGCCAUGGCUCAUCCUGUACUCGACGAUGAAGGAACCCAUCCCAAUAAUUUGACACUGGCGCAGGAUUACGAUGUCGAAUCCAAAGACCGAAUUAGAGAAAAGAGAAUGAAAGAAUUCAAAACCAAGAUCUUCUUGGCUGUCAUUGGCUUGCUGGUCAUCACUCUCAUUUUGGUUGCCAUUGUGACACCCGGAAACAAAAAUACGGUGGAAGCUUCCAAGCCCACCGAGGGACCCACCCACAACCCAUCGCAGUCACCCACUUUGUACUCCGAUUAUUGGCUGUCUCUGUUCCCAACAAACACCAAGACUGCCAUUUUGAAUUCUAUCGACUCGCCUCAGACCAAAGCCUACAUUUGGCUCUUGGAGGACAUUGAAAGUUUACCGUUUCUUUCUCACCAUAGGAUCAAGCAAAAGUUCGCGCUGGCCGUCCUCUACUUUGCCACUGGUGGAGAAAACUGGCUGACAAGCACCAACUGGCUCAACCAUACUGUCCAUGAAUGUGAUUGGUUCACCCAGCCUACUUUUUCCAGGAAGCAUGUAAUGUCUAAGGUUUUCCCAGGCUUCUUGGCUGGUUUUUUGGAGCCUCCACCAUCAACAAACUGUGACAAUGAUGGGCAGUAUCUCCAUCUCUGGCUGGACCAAAACGAUCUUGGUGGUUCUUUGCCAGAAGAACUUUACAUGCUGACUUCAUUACAAACACUGUCAAUUGAUGGAAGCAAUCUAGUAGGCACCAUUUCAAGCUUGAUUGGGCAGCUGAACAACCUGAAAGGUCUGUCCUACGUUGACUCGCUGAUGACAGGCACAAUCCCAAGCGAAGUUGGCUUGUUCUCGAACAUGAGCAGCCUUCUCCUCAGUCGCAAUAAGCUGGAUGGGCCCAUUCCUUCAGAGCUCUGGAGUUUAACCAAGCUUGACACCAUAAUCCUGACACGCAAAAAUCUGCAGGGCAAAUUGCCCACAGAGCUUGGUAUCUUUUCAAAGCUAAGAUGGAUUAUUUUGGAAGGUGUCCAUCUCACAGGGAUAAUUCCCACGGAACUUGGACAGAUUGAGACCUUUGAAAAGUUUAUUCUCUAUCACAACCAAUAUUCAGGAACUUUACCAAGUGAGAUUGGAAUGCUUUCCAACAUGUCAAUGCUGACACUCUCUAAUAAUAACAUGGUUGGAACCUUGCCCAGCGAAUUGGGCUUGCUCACUGGGCUUACUGGGCUGUUCGUCCGGAACAACCAACUAUCAUCCCAAAUUCCAAGUGAAAUCGGUCUCCUAACAAAUCUGGUGGUAGCCCUAAACUUCCAGGACAAUGAGUUCCUCACUGGGACUAUCCCGACAGAGCUGGGCCAAUUGACUCAGCUGCAUUUUUUGAAAAUCCAAGGAAACCAGCUCUCUGGAAAGAUCCCCACUGAAUUUGGUGGACUCAGUGCUCUUGGUGCUUUGAAUUUGGCCAGCAACAACUUGUCUGGUUUAGUCCCUCAAGAAUUGUCAGCUUUGCAAGAAACUCUCCACACACUUGCACUGCAUGGGAACCCAUUGUUGGAUGGUACUAUCCCUGAUGCCGUUUGCAGUCUGAAUGGUACCUGCACAAAGUUUCCAACCAAGCUGGAUUCCUGUGCUGGACCUCAAGGUUUGUUGUUUGAUUGCACUGAUUUGCUGUGCGGCUGCGGCUGCUCCUGCGAGGAUUCAAAGAUUCAAAAUGAAGGAAGUAGAAGCUGAGCUACUAUUGUUCCCCAGUCAAAAGCAGGCCUGCGUUUCAAGACCGGGUCGAUCUUUGGCCAUUCCUUCUGAAUUCAAUUAUGCAUAGCUCCGCUACACAUAGUACACCUGUCCACAUGCUCAAAGCUGUACUUUAGCAGCUCCUUAG